AUGAAGGGGCUUCCAUACUUCCCAGUCAGUGCGCUGCUUACAAUUGUCACAGCAGCAGAUUCGUCCAUCCUGUCGAUAUCACUUAAUCAGGCCACCAAAGGAGCCAGUAUCUCACAGCAAGCACAUCACGCAGCGGCUAGACGACAUGGGGGCUACGCACUGGCACCGGAAACUCUCGACGGCGGCUUCUGGUAUGGUUCCUUCGAUGUAGGUGAGGCGAUGAACGUCUCACUUCUCAUCGACACUGGCUCGUCAGAUGUUUCUAUCAACCCAGACCUGUAUCAACCUAGUCUAGCUUCACUGGAUCUACACCAAAAUGGCACGCUCGGCUACAGCACGGUCCAGGAGAAUGGCUGUGGCUUUGCGAACAUCUCCUACCACACCUAUGCAGACACCGUGUCCUUUGCAGGCUUGACAGCACGAAACCAGACAUUUGCAGCGGUCAUUGCAAAGCCGCCACCAGACAAUGGCACGAUUACACAAUUCCCGCACCAAGGCAUUGUUGGAUUUUCCAGCACUCACGCCAAUACUACGCAGCUCGAUGCCAUCCCGUUGUUCCAGACUCUGUGCAAUCAGCACACUGUCCGCGAAUGCAAGUUUGGUCUGGCGCUGGGUACGGAUGGCAACGGCACGCAAGUGCUUGGUGGCACCGAUCACCAACUUUUCGAUGGCGAUCUUAUCACAGUUGAUGCCGACCCGAAUGAGGAGUAUGCAUUCGAUGGCAGCAUCACUGCAGACGGCAGUGUGGCUUUGACCAGUGACAGGAUCAUUCCGGACUCUGGUACUGCAAAUGUCAUCGGCCCAAUAAGCGACGUCCAAAAGCUUUUCGAUAUCCUUGGCAUCCAAGCCGUCCAGCAGAAUCUCCCAGGCUGUACAUCAGUGCUAUUCGGCUACUACCCCUGUGAUGCGCCACCCAAAGUUGGCUUUACGAUAGGCAAUAGCACCAAGUCUUUCGAUAUCGAGUCUUCGGCAUUCCAGCAGGCAGACAAUGGUAACAACAAUUGCACGGCAAUCGUCACUGGCAUCGACUUGUCGACCCGUCACCCUUUAUGGAUCAUCGGACAGGCUUGGUUCCAGGGCAAGUAUGUGGAUUUUGACCCUGCGAAUAGUAAGCUUGGAGUAGCGCCGCUGAAGGCGGAUUGCUGA
This is a messenger RNA of Recurvomyces mirabilis, 1146 nucleotides long. RefSeq lists its product as uncharacterized. The record is from RefSeq and is a predicted model, not a curated record. Gene Ontology annotation, biological process: proteolysis. Lineage: Eukaryota; Fungi; Ascomycota; Dothideomycetes; Mycosphaerellales; Teratosphaeriaceae. The coding region runs from base 1 to 1146 and encodes 381 amino acids. The transcript is spliced from 2 exons. Gene Ontology annotation, molecular function: aspartic-type endopeptidase activity.